Schizophyllum commune H4-8 is the source of this 1987-nucleotide messenger RNA. Its product is annotated as MFS general substrate transporter. The record is from RefSeq and is a predicted model, not a curated record. Lineage: Eukaryota; Fungi; Basidiomycota; Agaricomycetes; Agaricales; Schizophyllaceae. The coding region runs from base 79 to 1779 and encodes 566 amino acids. Gene Ontology annotation, biological process: transmembrane transport. Gene Ontology annotation, cellular component: membrane. Gene Ontology annotation, molecular function: transmembrane transporter activity. The transcript has 14 exons.
CCCACGCCCAGAGGACGCGCCCCAGACGCGCCCCCACGCCGAGAGCAAGCGCCCCCUCGGCCCCCACACGCCAAGACGAUGUCCGCCGCUGCCCAGCCUGCCGAUCCCAACGCGUCGAAGGAGGUCGACGCAUCGACGAAGCCCGAGCCCGCUGCCGAGGGAUCAUCGAAGCAGCCCGUUACCGUGUCCGCUGUUGCUGCCGAUCCUGAGAAGGAUGCGUCCAUUGACCCCGCUGAGGGAACUGUGCACCAGGCGGCGCUCGGUCCCAAGGCGCAAAGGGGAACCAUCUGGUGGCUAGGCCCUCUAGGUCACUUCUUUGCACCUCUGGACUCAAGAUACGCAGAGGCUGUCCACCGCGAUGCCGAGACCGUACAUUUCACGGAGGAAGAGGAAAAGGCCGUGCGCCGCAAGAUCGACGUCCGCGUUCUCUCGCUCGUCGUGCUCAGCUACGUCUUCAACCAAUUCGAUAGAACGAACAUUGGUAACGCCCACACGCUUGAGCAAUUCAACGACAACUUCGGUAUCACGUCUAACGCAAAAUGGACACUUGCGCUUAGUAUCUUCUACGUCGGCUACUGUUUACUCGAGAUGCCUGCAAACGUGCUGCAGAGGAGAAUUGGUGCGAACAGAUUCUUCUUCCUCUCCCUCACCUGGUGGGGCAUUGCAUCCCUCUCCUUCGUAUACGCGAAGGGGUAUGGCGGACUUCUUGCUUUGCGUGUCCUCCUGGGUAUUGGCGAAGCUGGUUACUACGCAGGCAUGAUUUACUACCUAUCCUUCUGGUACCGGCGCCACGAGCUGGCGAUGCGGAUCAGUCUAUGCAUGACCGGCACCCUCCCCGGCGCGAUCGGCGGUCUCCUCGCCUUCGGUCUCGUCCGUGCGCACACGAGCUUGCUGGCCGGAUGGCAGUUCCUCUUCCUCAUUGAGGCGAUACCGACCAUCCUCAUGGCAUUCGCCAUCCUUAUGUUCUUGCCCAGCUUCCCCUUCGCAGCGGGUUUCUUGAGCCCCCGCGAACGCGCCAUCGCCCAAGCCCGCCUGGAUCGUGACCACCGCCCGCGCUCGCACGGCGGCAUGGGUGGCUGGGAGGGCUUCAAGGCCGUCGUAUCCGACCCGAACGCAUGGCUUUUCAUGAUCCUCUACGCCAGCUUCAACAUCGGCGUGGCGACGGUGUCGUACUUCUUGCCUACGCUCAUCAAGGGACUCGGCUUCACCGCUAUCAAUGCACAAGGGAUGACGGUGGCGCCGUACGCGGCCGGCUGGUUCUUGGUGUUCUUCCAGGCAGUGCAUAGCGACCGCACGAAGGACCGCGGCUAUCACAUUAUGGGCUCCUGCUUCACCUCGUUUGUCGGGUACCUCAUCCUGGCGACGGCGGUGCAGAAGUCGGUCGGCGCGGCGUACUUUGCGCUGUUCUUGGUGAUUGGGGGCAACUAUAGCUUGUUCCCGUUGGUGAUGUCUUGGGCUUCCAACACGUUCUCUCCAACGUCGAAGCGCGGCGUGGGCACCGCGUUUAUUGUGUCGAUUAGUAACUGCAUUAGCAUUGCUUCGCCACAAAUCUACUUCGACGACGACGAUGACUAUCGGAAGGGCCAUGGGAUCAGUGCUGCUUGCCUCCUCGUCGCAUUUUUGACUGCAUUUGCGUUGCGAACGCGACUGGCGUUGAAGAACAAGAAGCGCGCGUUGAUCUUGGCUGAGAUGGAUCCGGCUACACGAGAGAAGUUGGAUCGCGAGACGGACUUGGCGGAUUUGCACGAUAGUGAUCCGCGGUAUGUUUACAUGACAUGAGUGAGGUGCUAUGUCAUCCUUAUCCCUCGACAUGAUGAUGAGUCAUGCAUGACCUGAUUGCCAUUGACCCUGCGGCGAACAGCACGCUGCGCGGCAUGGGACACGGAGUAUGCAGCGAUAUGUUGGACGAAUUUGCGAGAGCAAGUGGCGUAACAACUUACUUAAGUGCACUGAUAUAAAGACAAUCCAUACUCUGGAUGAACUGGGA